Molecule: messenger RNA, 2831 nt
Organism: Spodoptera frugiperda (fall armyworm)
Lineage: Eukaryota; Metazoa; Arthropoda; Insecta; Lepidoptera; Noctuidae
Product: reticulocyte-binding protein homolog 2a
Exons: 8
Coding region: 335-2488 (717 amino acids)
Molecular function (GO): phosphatase binding
Source: RefSeq, a predicted model, not a curated record
UGUUUACGUGUCUGAUUCAUUUCAUUACUUCCAGAAAGAAGCAGUUUCGUAAUUUCAUAUUAUAAAAUAAUUAUCUGACAUCAAAUUAAACUACUCGUUUUAAGAAAUUGAAUUCUUUAUAUAUAUGUACCUUAUCAUUGAUUGCUUCAUAAAUUCACGUUAGAUGGGAAGUCAUCAUAAAUAAUUACUGUAGUGUAAUGGAACGCUGCACUGAAAUACGUUUCGUUAUUUUAUCGAUAUUUUCUUAGCAACCAUAACAUCGAUUUAUUAAUGUAGAAAAGUGUAGUCAGUCUUGUAUCUUUUCCGAUGUUAACAUGAAAAUUAAGAUCAAAUUAUGGAGAAUAUUCUAGACAAAGAUAUAUUUAAUGAAAGUGACUUGGAUAAACUUUCACCCGACUAUAAGCCGCGAAAUUUUGUAUUGCGGAUGCAGAUGAGAAGAACUCUGGCUAAAGACAGUCACAGCCAUGGUAUUCUUAAAAACACCAAUUUUACAAGGAAAUCUAUAAGAACAAAAGAAAGCUUUGCCAUUCACAAAGAAAUUGUGAAAUUACGAAACGAAUUUAAUAAUAUUGAUUUAAAAAAUAGAGUCUCAUUAAAAGGCCUUGAACCACUGAAAUUGAAAUCAACGGUUACCAACGACGAAUCCUCAAUUUUUGAUAAAAAUCUAAAUUUGCACCAUGGCGAUGAUAAUUUUAGUAUAAAUGAACUUACUGAAGAAUUUACUGAAUUAGAAAUACGCAAUGACAAUGAAUUUAAAGUGAACCCGAAGAUAAAACCUCUUAAACACAUAAAGAUAUACCGAGAAACUCAGUGCUAUCGGAAACCGAAAAACCGCAAUAGUGGUUUAUUGGAUCUACCUAAAGAUAUAAAUGAAAACAAUGAAGACAUUUUUCGUGUAGAAUGCAAGAAUAAAUCUCGUAGCCCACAUAAUUUAGAUCACGAUACCCAUACAGAACCACCAGUAAUGAAACAAGAUUUGCAUCGAAAUAAUACAUCGAACAAUUUAGAUGUGCCAGUUAGUGAAUUGCAAAAUCUAUUAAUAAUGAUGGCUAUUUCUUCAAAACCAAAUGAAGUCGAAGAUCACCAUGAGGAAGUCGAAAUAAGUAAUGAAGUUGACACUCCAAAAAGCGAGAUACAUUCAAACGUUGAUGUUAAUGAUAAAAGAUCCGUAUGCUCUGAGGGAAUUGAUAACAUUUUAAGUAUAACUCCAAUAAGAGUACAAAUUGACAGCAAGGAAACAUACCUAAUGAAAAAAUAUAUUAAUAAGUGGAAAAGUUAUGUAAAACACAACAGGGAAAAAUAUGUCUCUGAACAAAGGCAAGAAACUUUAAACAAUUUCUUUGAGAAAAUUGCAAAGAAAAAGAUGGCAAUAAAUCAAGGUACUGAAGCUGACAACAAAUCGAAAAUUUUAUUAAGGGAUUACAACUCGUAUCAACAUCGGUACAAAUUACAAAAACAUAUUAUAGCUUUGCAAAAAGCCAAAUUAGAAGAACAGAAUCGUUUAAUUGAAGAACUGAAGUAUAAUAGGAUCGUAGAAGCUUCACGCCAGUCUGUGGAUGACAUGAAAGAAGAAGUACGUAAAACGUAUUAUGAAAUAGACAGGCAUCUUAAACCAAAGAUAAAGUGCUUGACUAACGAGUUAAAGAUUCCUGAAAUUGAAGAACCCUCGCUCAUAUUACACUGUUUGAAGGUACCACAGUUUUUACAAAGGAUGGAGAAGAGGGCUCGUGAGCGAGAAGAGAAGCAUGCAAUGAUUCGUGAGCGUAGACAACAGAUGGAAGAGGAAAGGAUCAGAAUGAAGCAGCAGGCGGAAUUAGCUAAAGCAGAAAUGGACAAAGAAGAAAAGAUGAAAAGAAUACAAGAACUGAGAGAGAAAAGGAGAAAAGAAAAAAUAGAACACAUAAGAAAGAAACAAUGGGCAUCUAGACUAAGAGCGCUUAUAGUUAUGGCAGAUUUACAUUACGAGAAAACUUUGAAAGCAAAAUAUGGAAUUAGGCCAUUCCGAAUACUCAUAGAAAUGAAGCGAGACAAUAUAGAAAAAGCAAAGGCCCAUUACAUUUUUCAACUGAAAAAUAACACUUUUUUGCAUUGGUUGUGGCAUACUGAAGAUAUGUGGAUGGAAAGAAAUUUCAAAGCAGAAAACUUUUGGCGUAAAAAACUAUUAAGAAAAGUAUUUGACGCCUUUAAAAGGAAUCACCACGGGCUCGUUUUGAAGAAACAAGUGGCUGAUGACUAUUACGAUCUGUACCUAACACAGAUGGCAUUCAGGAUGUUCCGUGAAGGAAUAAACGUAAUUAGAAAGGAAACUGAGAUUAAAUGGCAAAUAGCUGUUUCAUACCACAGCAGCAACCUCCUCUUUAGAACAUUUACGUGUUGGAGAACUCUACCAGCUUUGAAUGCACUGAAAAGGGAACAGGAAGCUCGGAAAGCAAGAUGGCGAGAGAAAGUAUUGCAAGUUGUACCUGACUACACGCCACCUGAAGAUUAAUUUAAGAUUAAAAACUAUUGUAAUUUUACAUAUUGAUUUUAAGUUUAUUUAGUUUAUUGUAAUCGUGAAUAAACGAAUCUCAUGAAUUGGACUUCUGUAGUCUGGACUAGUCAACAAUGGAAACGAUUGAACAAAUAAAAAAGCAGUCGCUAAAUCGUUUCGAGGGUAGUCUAUAGUCAUAAUCUACUUAUUAAUUUUAGUUAGACAUAUAAGUAGGUUGUAAUUUUUGUUUUAUUUUUUUUAAUAUAAUUACCUAAGUAAUAUUUAUAUUAUUAUGUAAGUUUCAGUUCAUAAUAUUCACUUUUGACGUUUAAGCACAAUAAUACAGAUUUUAUAUCUUAAA